CUUUCUACAACAAAGUCUCUUUGAAUUUCUGCCUCCGACUAACGCCAGUCUUCCUCUAGAUUCGGUUUCUUGCACAACCUUCUUAAUUUGUCUAUGUGUUCGGCUUCUUCAAAAUCGUUUUCUUCACAAUGACCGAACUUGGUUCUGCUAUGGAUGUUUGACAUUAUUUCAUUCAUGGCCUAGAAGAAAUCUAUGUAGAUUUGUUCAAAAUGGAAUUAUCAUUUUCUACGCAAGUGUGUCACUUUCUGAUGAAUUAAGAUUUCUCGGCCAGAAUGAUGAUCCAGUUCUUGGCAGUCCUUACAUGUCAUUUGUGUUCGGUUUCUUAUUAUGGGACAUGUUGCAGCUAGACUCAGCGAAGUCAUGAGUAUUUUGUGCUGGUUUGAUCUUUCUGGAAGUUGAAGUAAUUAUUUGGAAGUUGGUGCAGAAAUUAUCAUCGGGGUUUAGCAGACUUUGAAAAGGUGAUAAUAUUAUGAUAUAUUGCAUUGCUCUGCCAUUGCACCAGACUAGCUUUGGAGUGGUGGUCAGAACCCUAGAACCUAAGAUUGAGUUGCUGGUUUGUGGCAUUUGUGGGUUAAUGGUAGGGAAUUGCUUGAUGUAACGAAUGUAGAUGGCAGUAGUUGGUUCUCAGUAGAAUUAAGGUGAACAUUGGAGUUUCCAUUGGACAUUUGUCUCUGUGGAAUUGAAAAGGCCAAGGAUUUGGAAGCAUUCAGUUGCUAAAGAAGAAAAUCUUCCAUAAAAGCUUCUUGGGAAACUCAGUUAGCUCAGUAAAAGCUUCUGUAAUGUUACUGAGCAACUCUGGUGGCAGACGAGAGAGAGAAAAACACAGCAGCAGUCAUAAUUCUGCUGGUAACUGGUAAGGCCUCGGAUCACAUUUCAAGACCUACUUUUGCUGCCGUCUGGAACUGAGAUCAUGCAAGGUUUCUUCCCCUCCUUCCUCGUUGAAAUGGAAAGCAAUCCAAGACCUCUCUCUCUCUCUUUCUCUCGGAUUCCUUGUGGGUUCUUAUACCUGGGAAAUGAUGCAGAAUUCUUCUUACCGUUACCUCUGUAAUCAAUGAACAGCUACAAGACAAAGUAAAAAGCCGUUUCCUUUUGCUAGGCCGCUCUUAAAAUACUCGUUUCUCUACCAACCCCUCAAAAAAGUGCCCACCUUUCUUGUUUCUGCCUUCUGGGUUUCAGUUGGAUUCUGAGAAUUUUGCUUGCAGUCGAAGAGGGUUUGCAGAUUUUCAGACGACUCCUCUUCCCUCCUGCAGUUCGUCAGGGAUUCCUUCUCUGUUCUGUACUGUGUGAGCAUGGAGAAAGAGUCAGAAUCAGUGAGUUGAUCAGGUCUUAAAAAAUCCAUUUUAACCAUGGCUGAAGCUGAUGACACGGUUAGUCUGAGAGAAGCACUCCACGCACAGCAGCAGAUCCUGCAUGACCUCUACCGCGAGCUCGACGCGGAGAGGGAAGCUGCUGCAACUGCAGCUAGUGAAACCAUGUCCAUGAUCCUGCGCUUGCAAGGGGAGAAGUCUGUGCUGAAGAUGGAAGCGAAUCAGUACAAGAGAAUGGCGGAGGAGAAGAUGUGUCACGCUGAAGAAGCACUGGCAUUGUGUGAGGACCUCAUGUUUCAGAAGGAGAUGGAGAUUGCUUCCCUUCAGUUCCAGCUUCAGUCGUACCGAAACAGGCUCGUUGGCAUGGGACUUAGUGAUGAACCAGGUCAGUUGAUGUCUCACAAAAGCGAUACUCUGGUGGUGGAGAAGUUUGUCCAUGGGAACGUGAGGAGACUCAACUCAUUGCCCCAUUGGAAAAGAGGUUUUGAUAGAGAACAAGAUGGUACCACUGCUAGAACGAUUGAUGAGGGAGCUGAAUUCCGAGAGAUUUGUGAACCGGAGAAGAAAUUAGCAGUAGCUCCGAGUGGCGGAGAUGCAAAUUCGUACUGGGAAAAGAUCAGAAAAAGAUUGGACGAACGACUGAAAGAGAUCCCCGGUAGAAACAAAGAUCAUGACGAAAGCAAGGGUACAAUUUGGAGAGGUGGAACAUGGUCUCCUUCGUUGUAUUCACAACUUAGAGAAGGGAAUGGUAUUGGUAAUGAGCAAGUGAAGACAAUGUUGCAUUGUUCAAUCAAUGAGAAGAAAGCUCCGAAAGAUGCACCCAUUGAUGAUCACCAUGGCUUGCCUCCUCCUCCUCCUCCUCCUCCAGCUACUGCUGUUGCUCAUUCGUUGGUUUCUGCGGCUGAUUACCAGAAGCUGAUGCGAAGAAUUGAGAGGCUCGAGAGGGAGAGGAACGUUGGUGGGAGGCAGCAGGAGAUUGUUUCUUGUGGAGGGCCAAUUGCAGAGGAAGAAGAGACUCAACUGUUGAAGGCUAUUCAGGAGCAGCUCAGUGGAAUACAGAGUGAACUGAGAAGUAGAAAAGCUGAAAGAAUCCCAGAUGAUGAACCAUGUCUUGACGUUCUCCAGGAGGGUGGGUUUGCGUCGGAUCAGACAGGCAAUGCUAUACUUCUGGCUAUGAAGCAAUCAAAAGGCUUCCAUACAUACAUACUUCAUCAGAUGGCCUUAAGAGGUGUUUGGCAGCUGAGAAAGCUGGUUGUGAGUUACUCUGAUUGGGGUGGAAGUAGCAGAGGCAUCAGGGCAUUCAUGGAGUCGCACCUUCCUUCGUUCAAAGAGGCGAAUCCCCAUUUGGAGCUUGAAACUGAGCUCAUUCGAGGACAGCAUCCUCACUUGAAGGCCUUUUACAAGAACAACAACGACCGAGUGGUAUGUGUGAGGAACAUGACCCCAGAGGAAGUACUGCUGCAUGCUACUCGGCUGAGGAAUGCCUUAGGGAGGAAGGUGGUGAAACUGAAGACGAGGCAGGUGACCAAACACCCGAGUGUGCAAGGCACAUGGACGACUGCAGUGAAGUUUUGA
Linum tenue is the source of this 2882-nucleotide messenger RNA. Lineage: Eukaryota; Viridiplantae; Streptophyta; Magnoliopsida; Malpighiales; Linaceae. The record is from the annotation of a GenBank genome assembly.